Aspergillus calidoustus is the source of this 618-nucleotide messenger RNA. Lineage: Eukaryota; Fungi; Ascomycota; Eurotiomycetes; Eurotiales; Aspergillaceae. The record is from the annotation of a GenBank genome assembly.
AUGGCCACCAGUACAGAUCGCGCCGACGCAGCACAAAAGUUUCGUCCAGUAGUGGUCUCCGGCCCCUCUGGAACCGGCAAAUCUACACUCCUCAAGAGACUCUUCGACGAAUAUCCUGACACCUUCGGCUUUUCCAUCUCGCACACUACAAGAUCUCCGCGACCCGGCGAGCAGCAUGGCCGCGAAUACUACUUCACGACAAAGGAGGACUUCCUCGAUCUAGUCAGCAAAAACGGCUUCAUCGAACAUGCCCAAUUCGGCGGGAAUUUUUACGGCACAAGUGUCGCAGCCGUCAAGGAGAUUGCGGCGAAGGAGAAGAUUUGCAUUCUUGAUAUCGAGAUGGAGGGUGUGAAACAAGUGAAGAAGACCGAUCUCAAUGCGCGAUUCCUGUUCCUUGCGCCCCCGUCUGUUGAGGAGCUCGAGCGGAGAUUGAGGGGUCGUGGGACAGAGACCGAUGAGAGCCUGGAGAAACGGUUGAACCAGGCGAAGAACGAGCUCGAGUUUUCAAAGCAGCCCGGUGCUCACGACAAGAUCGUCGUUAAUGAUGACCUGGACACCGCCUACAAAGAGCUGAGAGACUUCAUUGUUGAUGGUGGGAGAUUUGGAUUCGAGCAAUGA